UGUUAUUUGCGUGGAAUCAUCACGUUCUUCAAGUCUAAGUGGAGAGAACAUCCUUGAAAGGUCUAGGUAAAUGUCCGAUUGCAGAACCCUUGCAUGAGCCAUGUCCCACACACCCUCAAAUGUUCUUCAGACGUAAUUCGUUACCGGCUCUCACUAACCCAUUGUUAAUGAGGCUGGUUAAUCGUUGCGUUGAUAGGAUAAAGGUCUAAUGUUCCCCCCUAGCGCCUCUUCAAUGAUGUCGUUUGAACGCGUUGAUAAUGGUUUAUGAGUGCUAUUUUGGUGGCCGAAUGUGUGGUUUGUAAGCUUGACAGUAAGACCCUGUCUAGAGCUGAUCACCAGAUCCAUGGCAUUGUCCUUGGGUCUCGUCAGAGCAGACUGUCGAUAGCUCUAUAAAGCCCUCUGACUUAAUAAACCCUGGACUCCCCUUCCCCACUACUUGACGAUCCAGUAGCCACCAGUUGCAGAGGAUGUCCAGCGGCAUGACUUCAUUGACCUUUCUUGAUCCGAUUUUGGAGCAAGCGUAGGUCAUCUGCAAUGUUUCGUUCCAUGGCAAGUACUAGUAGUAAAGCUUCUAAUGUGAAACAAUAGUUCGGAGCAUCAGGAUCCUGUGUUGCCAAAACACCCACCACGGAGGUCGGUAACCAUAUCGAAUGGCGAUCGUAAUGAUGCAGCCACUAAACUGCGAACCAAAUUGGCAUUACGUCGAUGCAAGACGGAAAAUUCCACCGUGGUUGCCUCGUUAGACCCGCCAACUAUGUCUGAUGGGUUAACAUUGUUUCAUCCACGAGCUUCCUUUGACGCCAGCGACUCGUUCUCAUCCUCCGACGACGAAGCACCAACCCCAUUCAAGCAAGGUCGAUAUCCUUCAGAUGCGUAUAUGGAGCCGCGGCCCUCCUUGCUGCAAAGGGAAGUCUCUGUGAGCUCGCCAGAGUUCUCCUUGACGCAAAGACUCUGCAUCCCAGGCACUUCCGGCUCACGUCCAUCAAUGACUCUUGGGUCUAUGGCCACAUGCAACGCGCCCAGCAGCUCGUUACAAUCGCGCAGGGAUAUCUCGACCGCAGCUGAUCGCCCACGGACCCCGAUUCCUUCCGGCAUGGAGGAAGGGGCAGAAUUCCCAUUUCCCUUCCUUUUCUUCGAAGCAGACCAUUAUCGUUCACCUCCCGUGGGAUCCAUAUCAACUCUCCAAAGUGACUCUGUACAUGUUCCAGUUGGCAUGCCUCUCGAUGUAAUUAAAGAAUUCGAUAAGACACCGUCGUCACCUUCUUCAAAGAAAUUGCGACGUAUCUUGAACAAGAUAAAGAAACUCAUGCAGAAGGAACCCUCACCAAAGUUUUUGCUGUGAAAUUUAACGAUGCAGGCAUGUCGGUGAGAUUACCUAGCAGUUGGGUACAAUCAGUGGUUGAUCCACUUUUGUAAUCAUGCAAAAUACCCCCAUACCAAGUGCUUGGAAGACGGGUCUAGCUUAGAAUUGUAUAAUAGAUUGCCUUGCUUUGUGCUGUUUGGUUGUGCACUUGUCUAUAUGUAUUGGUUCUGUAUGUUAUUUGACGUUUCCUAGCAGCAUUUGGCUGUCAAGAUGCCAUAGAUCAUCAUCCCUUUCAUAGCCAA
Spizellomyces punctatus DAOM BR117 is the source of this 1605-nucleotide messenger RNA. RefSeq lists its product as uncharacterized. The transcript has a single exon. The record is from RefSeq and is a predicted model, not a curated record. Lineage: Eukaryota; Fungi; Chytridiomycota; Chytridiomycetes; Spizellomycetales; Spizellomycetaceae. The coding region runs from base 755 to 1342 and encodes 195 amino acids.